CCGCGCUCUCGUGACUGGGUAUAAAUAUCAGGUGCAUGAACUCAAAGCAGUGUGUUUGAUGCUGCCAGCAUGAGCGGACGAGUAGGAGACCUCAGUCCCAAACAAACUGAGGCUUUAACACAGUUUCGGGAGAAAAUAGCAGAUGUAUCGGAUCAACUGCCCAAUCAGACUGACCAUUAUCUGCUCCGGUGGCUCAGAGCUAGAAGCUUCAAUGUCCCGAAAUCUGAGGCAAUGAUUAGAAAGCAUCUGGAGUUUCGCAAGCAUAUGAAAGUAGACACGAUCAUUGAUGACUGGAAGCCACCUGAGGUCAUUCAGCGCUAUGUGGCAGGGGGUUUGUGUGGCUAUGACCGUGAAGGAAGUCCUGUCUGGUACGAUAUCAUCGGUCCUCUUGAUCCAAAGGGCCUUUUACUGUCAGCUAGCAAACAAGACUGCCUGAGGACCAAAGUCAGAGACGCUGAACUGCUAAAACAAGAGUGUGAGAAGCAGUCUGAAAAGCUUGGCAAAUACAUUGAAUCAAUCACCAUCAUUUAUGACUGUGAGGGGCUUGGCAUGAAACAUCUUUGGAAGCCUGCCGUUGAGACGUAUGGGGAGAUUCUGACCAUGUUUGAAGAAAACUAUCCAGAGAGCUUAAAAAAGGUGCUUUUAAUCAAAGCCCCUAAGCUCUUCCCUAUUGCGUAUAACUUGGUCAAACACUUCUUGCGCGAGGAAACGAGGCAGAAGAUUGCUGUGCUAGGUUCCAACUGGAAGGAGGUCUUGAGGAACUAUGUGGAUGCUGAUCAGUUACCCGCGGUUUACGGGGGAUCCAUGACCGAUCCUGACGGAAACCCUCUCUGUAAGACUAUGCUACGUUAUGGUGGCGUAGUGCCGAAGUCGUACUAUGUGCGGGACUCUGUCAAAGUGAAGUAUGACCAGUGCAUCACUAUUAGCCGUGGCUCAUCAUACCAGCUAGAUUAUGAGGUGCUUUUUCCAAACUGCGUGUUACGAUGGCAGUUUGCAAGUGAAGGGUCCGAUAUCGGUUUUGGGGUUUUUCUGAAGACGAAAGGGAAUGAGACAAAAAAAGCAGAAGCCAUGCAGGCAGUGCUGCCCACCGAACGUUACAACUCCCACCUAGUCCCAGAAGAUGGAUCCUACACCUGCGAGGAGCCAGGCGUCUAUGUGGUCAGGUUUGACAACGCUUACAGUGUGUUGCAUUCAAAGAAGGUCAGCUUUACUGUGGACGUGCUUCUACCUGAAGGACAUACCGGAAAACAGGCAUGAAACGCGACUGGAAUCAGACUUUGCCAUACAUCCAUUAGCAUUAGAUAAGAUUACUCAUGUGCUUACAUCAUGGACUUUGAGCACGCUGUGUUUAAACUACUAGAUAAGUAUUGUUGUUGUUGCUUUUUGUUGAUAAUUCUUCUCUCUGUAAGCAAAUGACUGUAGAUAAUUAUGAAAAACAGUUCCUAAAGGAUGUUGAACCGUUUCCAGUAUUUGAAUUACCAUUGUGUACGACAAAUGGAAGCAGCCUAGACUGACAAGGACUGUAAAGUAUUAGUUAUUCGAUCAGUAGAUACUUUCCAUAAUGUAAAAUAACUGUGAAAAUAGACUAUUGAGAAUAUCUCUCAAUGAAUAUGACAUUGAAACAGCAAUUGUAACGCAACGCGUGUCAGAGCAUGUAACGGGUUAUUCCUUCAGCAAUAGCACGGUUUUAUUCAUUCUUGUAAUAUUUAGUCGUAUUACAAGCCACUUCUAUCAUUUUCAGAAUGAUUUAGAUGUGCACAAGAUUGCGCGCUACCCUGAGAAUAAAGUGCAUUUAGGAAAA
This is a messenger RNA of Puntigrus tetrazona (Sumatra barb), 1801 nucleotides long. It is a transcript of the gene sec14l7, whose product is annotated as SEC14-like lipid binding 7. The transcript has 12 exons. Lineage: Eukaryota; Metazoa; Chordata; Actinopteri; Cypriniformes; Cyprinidae. The record is from RefSeq and is a predicted model, not a curated record. Bases 70 to 1257 code for a protein of 395 amino acids. Gene Ontology annotation, cellular component: cytoplasm.